GGAAACUGAUUUUUGCCUUUCAGGAAUAAAAACACUUCAGAUGCACAGGUUUUCUUUUAUUUGCAGCAGCAAGUAAAGAUAUAUAGCAGGGUUUGGGAUUGUGUAUUUUAUUACCAAGAUGUAGCCAAUUUGUAUUCUCUUAUUUAGGCAACGGGAUAGUAAAUUUGAGCAAACUGGCAUGCAUAGGAAACUAGUGUCCCCAGGGCAAAUGGUUUCUGGUCUAGGAAGUUACUUUUCUUCUGUCCUGUCUUUCAGUAUGGCAGAGAGAUGAACCAUGAUUAGUUUUGAGAGCAUCUAAAAAUGUAAUUUUCACACUGUCCAACAGAUGUUCUCAUUUUAGGUUUUGCAUGAAGAACCAGCAUAUCUGAAUAUAAUGUUGCUAAAAUAGAUUACAGGUAGUCUUCACUUAACAAGCUUUUCUUUAGCAACUUUUUUGAAACUACAACAUACUGACUAAAAGUAACUUACAACCAGACCUCGCCCUUACAAUUGUCUCAGUGUUGCCACAGUCACAUGAUUUGAGUUCUUGGCAACUUGUGCAACAUCCUCAGUUGCCAUUUGUGAUCUUCCCAGACACUUUUGGCAAGCAAUAUCACUAUAUUAGUCUAGUGUAUGUAGAUGAAAUCAUAUUAGGGAAGACAAAUAAAUAGGAGGGAUUUGGCUUUGUUGACUGGCACUUAAAUUGAGAUCAGUAUGAUAAAGGCACACUUCUAGUUUUGAUUUAUUUGUAUUUAUCUCCGGACACAACCUUCCAUUUUAGGCUUGAACUUAUCUGUUAGUCUCAACCAUAAAUUUAUUGCUCCGUGAAGUCUUGGCUUUAAAUCAAAAUAAAAUUGAAGUAUUAGAUAGUGACUCUCUACUUCAGAUGUUAGGGUUUGUCUAAUCACACUUGAUCAAAUAAAGUAUUCAAUUCAAAUUGAGAGUAGAAAUCUGUUGUAAUCCACUCCCUGAUCUGGUUCAGGAAAUUUCGGUUUAGGAAAUUUUGCAUUUUUGUUUCCUUGGCGCAGUGGUUAGAAUGCAGUAUUGUAGGCUGACUAAGCUCACUGCCAGGGUUUUGAUCUUCACCAGCUCAAGGCUGACUGAGCCUUCAGUCCUUCUGAGGUCAGUAAAAUGAUGACCCAGAUGGUUGGGGGCAGUAUGCUGACUCUAAACCACUUAGAGAGGGCUGUAAAGCACUAUAUAAGUCUUAAAUGCUAUUGCUAUUAGUUACUGGUAUAUUUCUGGGUAGAAUAGAAUAGAUUUUUUAUUGGCCAAGAAUGAUUGGACAUACAAGGAAUUUGGUGCAUGUGCUCUCAGUGUACAUAAAAGAAAAAAUACCUUCAUCAAGGUACAACACUUACAACACUUAAUGAUAGUCAUAGGCUACAAAUGGGUAUGUUUCUGGGUACAUUUCAAGAUGCUGAUUGUCAACUUUAAAAUCUAACUGGCUUGAGACUUUUUUCAAGUGUCUACCCAUCCAAUUCAAUCUAGCAGAUUGACCACAUUGCAAAUCCUGUUUUAGCCAAAGUUUUAUCAGCUGGUGGGGAUUAGAAGAUAGGCCUUUUCUUCAGUAGCCCCUGCUUUGUGGAAUAUCCUCCCAUUGCAGAAUGGCCCCAACCAUUAGCCUUUGGUAAAGCUUUAAAACCCUAAUUGUGUUUGAAUUUGCUAAGAGCCCUGUUUCUUGACUUUAUUGUUGACUGACCAAGUAAUGUGUAAUGUGGGUAUAUAUAAACAAAUUAUUUUCUCAUCCUUAUGGAUGGUAUAUGUCUUUCUCAACCUCAUUUCCUCUACCAGAUGCAUGGGAGUUUGAGGGUUUUGCAGUAUCUUAGCUGUUCCUAGCUCUUUAUUUUACUUAUUUGUAUCCUGUCUAUUAUUUUUACAAGUAAUUCAACCCCACACAUCUUCCUCCUCCUAUUUUCCUCACAACAGUAACCCUAUGAGGUGGGUUGUCUGAGAGGGAGCAACUGACCUGAAGUCACCCAGCCAACUUUCAUGACUUAAGGCAGAACUUAGGAUCUCCCACUUUCUAUCCUGGUGCCUUAACAACUAGGACCAAACUGACACUUUGGGACAGAAAGCUCUGUCCCAAAGUUUCUAGGAUCUGUUGGAGCCACUCUCCCAGCUUAGGAGUCGCAGCCCUGAAUGCUCCUAUCACUGCUGGGACUACUUUGGCCUUUGCUUUCUGCAUCCUCUCCAGUUGUUCCUUCAGGCUCUGGCAUUUCUCCAGUUUCUCAUACUUCCUUCUGAAAUUGCUGUCACUUUGCACUGCUACAUCUAUACCCACUACUCUUCUGUCUACAGGUGCUACAAUGUCUGGUUGAUUGGCCAGUAAUUUCCUGUAUAUCUGGAUCUGGAAAUUCCACAGGAAGUGUUAGCUUUCUCAUUCUUCACGACUUUCUGUGAUAUCUCCUAUCUGGAUUUAAGAGUAUCUAGCGCAUAUUAUAUGCAGAUGCAAUUACCAAUAUUUGCACUAAUCUUCAGUAAUAAGAGGAUUAGGCAACCUAGGAAAAUUUCUAGCAAGUUUUCUAGAGCAUUUUUUGUGGUAUUUCUUAACCUGUAAUUCCAGGUUUUAAAGUCCCAACAGGCCUGCUGAAUACCUGCUUGGGAAAAACCUGGUCUGCCUUUGAUCUGCAAAUUCCAUAUAAUCUACAUGUUUUAUUGUUAAUAUUUUCUAAAACUGGGAUUUAAAACUGAUCGCAAGUUUAAAUUGUUCAAGUGCUGAUAAUUUUAGUUGCUAUUAGUUGACAGUAGGGCAAACAUCUUUUUGAUGACAAACUUAUUUCAAAACUAUGUGGCAGUAAUGUGCACAUUCACUGAUCUACAAUUUAGAACCAAGUUUGAAUUCCUUUGCAAACCAGAAAUAAGGAAAACAUUUCAAAAUUGCUAAGACAAACAGAAGCUUUGGAAUACCCAUCUAGCUAUUUAUCUAGAUAAAUAGAUAUUGGGCAUCAGAUUGAAUUUUUCAUUUCUGGUCAUGAUUUUAAGUCUGCACAGCCAGUAAGCAUUAUUUUAAGUGGAAAUGACUUGCAAGACAAAAGUUUUACUGAUUUAGAAUAGAAUAGAAUAGAAUUCUUUAUUGGCCAAGUGUGAUUGGACACACAAGGAAUUUUUCUUGGCGCAUAUGCUUUCAGUGUACAUAAAAGAAAAGAUACAUUCAUCAAGAAUUCUAAGAUACAACACUUAAUGAUAGUCAUAGGGUACAAAUAAGCAAUCAGGAAACAAUAUCAAUAUAAAUCGUAGGGAUACAAGCAACAAAGUUACAGUCAUACAGUCAGUGGAAGGAGAUGGGUGAUGGGAACGAUGAGAAGAUUAAUAGUGCAGAUUUAAUAAAUAGUUUGACAGUGUUGAGGGAAUUAUUUGUUUAGCAGAGUGAUGGCGUUUGGGAAGAAACUGUUCUUGUUUCUAGUUGUUCUGGUGUGCAGUGCUCUAUAGCUCUAUAGUUUUGAGGGUAGGAGUUGAAACAGUUUAUGUCCAGAAUGUGCGGAAUCUAAAUAUUUGCACAGCCCUCUUUUUGACUUGUACAGUAUACAGGUCCUCAAUGGAAGGCAGGUUGGUAGCAAUUAUUUUUUCUGCAGUUCUAAUUAUCCUCUGAAGCCUGGGUUGGGUUGCAGAACCAAACCAGACAGUUAUAUUUAUUUAUACAAAUAUUAAUAUACCACCCCAUCCAGAGGGGUGUACCCCUCCCAAUCCCAACAACAAAAAUCGUCCAACAACAUAAAUAAUAAAAAUACACUACAAUAUACAAUAUAGCUGCUGAGGAUAAUUGCAUUUUACCUUUCUGUGGUGGCAGCAUAGCUACCUUUGUGCGUCCUCAGGCAAGUACACAUUAAGUUGUAUCACAGGGCUUAGUAAAAAUCCUAUGUUACUGGGGUUUACAUGACAUGACUUUUAGUACUAUAUCCUUUAGCAUGAUGUGGAACGUUUUGAAUUAUCUAAGAAAAUGACACGCUGACGUCCGAACACAAACAAAGCGAAUAUAAACACGGGUAGAGGACGUGGAGUAGAAUCCAUUUGACACCCUGUUCCUAAACUUUUUAUUUUUUGUACCUGAUUUUCAAACUUAUAAUUUACACAGUAGAUUGAAUUUAUACUUUUGCUUUCUGCAAUCAUACGCACGUAGCCUUACAGUUAACCAGUAACUGUGUCCCAGAGUUUGCUACGCGGAAGUAUUUACCGCCGUAGUAGGAUAGCAAUUCGCCCAGCCCUCCAAAUUGCUUACUUCGUGUCAAUCACUCAACUCGAAACUCUUUAGCACCAAACGGAGGGAGAGUUGGCGACUAACGAAGGGGGAGGAGCCAAACUGCGUCGAGAGACCGGUGGAGAGAAAAGGCGGCGUGUUAAGGGAAAAUUCCGACGUGCACAGCUGAUUCUGUUUUUUGGUGGCCUGAAGCACGAUGUCAGGUGAAUUCUCUAGAAGCUUGGGAAAAGGAACUCCUGCUCCAGGGCCAGUUCCUGAAGGAACCAUCCGGGUCUACAGUAUGCGUCACUGCCCUUUUGCUCAGAGAACAAUACUUGUCCUAAAAGCCAAAGGAAUCAACCAUGAAAUUGUUAAUAUCAAUUUGAGAAGCAAACCAGAGUGGUUUUUUGAGAAGAACCCACUUGGAAUGGUACCUGUGCUAGAAACAAGCAAGGGUCAGCUGAUCAGUGAAUCUUCAAUCGCUUGUGAAUAUUUGGAUGAAGCUUACCCUGGAAAGAAGUUGUACCCUGCAGAUCCUUAUGAAAAAGCUUAUCAGAAAAUGAUUCUAGAAUAUUUCUCCAAGUUACAUCCAAUAUGCUUCAACUAUAUUCGGGCUUUCAUGAAUGAUGAAGAUGCAUCAGAAUUAAAGAAUGAGUUCCAGAAGAAGCUUCCGAAGCUUGAAAAGAUGCUCAAAAGCCGCAAAACUAAGUUCUUUGGUGGAAUUUCAGUAUCCAUGAUUGAUUAUCUAAUCUGGCCAUGGUUUGAACGGAUAGAAGCCUUCCAGUUACUUGAAUGUUUGGACCAUACUCCAAGGUUAAAACGCUGGAUUGCUCUGAUGAAGCUAGAUCCAGCUGUUCAGGCCACAAUAACUGAUCCUAAAAUCUUCAAGGGCUUCCUUGAACUGUAUUUCAAUAGAAGCCUUGAGGCCUGUGAUUAUGGGCUCUGAAAACUAUGGGAAGCUUUUUCAGUGGAUGACAAGGGAUAUUGACAGCUAUUGCUCCAGCAUGUCAUCUGAUAUCUGAAAUGCUUUGCUCAGCUUUGAUAUGUUUUGUGGUAUGUUACUCAACCAGUAUAUAAUUGCACUGAAAUGGUAAUUAUCUGCAAUAAAUGUUUCCCUUUCAAAAGGAGAAUGGCCAACAUUGAUCAGGAAGAAAAGCUUUUUUUACCCUUAUCUUCCUACCAAUCUAAAUGACGACGUUGACUUAUUUGCCUUGUGUAUCUGCUUAGAGGAGGCAUCAGUUUGACUUUUCUGUGUUUUGAAAUUGAUUAUUGCCUUUCAUGAAUAAAAACACUUCACAUGCA
Molecule: messenger RNA, 5458 nt
Organism: Ahaetulla prasina
Lineage: Eukaryota; Metazoa; Chordata; Lepidosauria; Squamata; Colubridae
Product: glutathione S-transferase omega-1-like
Exons: 6
Coding region: 4374-5102 (242 amino acids)
Biological process (GO): glutathione metabolic process
Cellular component (GO): cytoplasm
Molecular function (GO): glutathione transferase activity; glutathione dehydrogenase (ascorbate) activity
Source: RefSeq, a predicted model, not a curated record